Messenger RNA from Aspergillus mulundensis, 2406 nucleotides. RefSeq names its product cysteine--tRNA ligase. Gene Ontology annotation, cellular component: cytoplasm. The record is from RefSeq and is a predicted model, not a curated record. NCBI's taxonomy places the organism in Eukaryota, Fungi, Ascomycota, Eurotiomycetes, Eurotiales, Aspergillaceae. Gene Ontology annotation, molecular function: ATP binding; cysteine-tRNA ligase activity. Bases 1 to 2406 code for a protein of 801 amino acids. The transcript has 2 exons. Gene Ontology annotation, biological process: cysteinyl-tRNA aminoacylation.
AUGGCUACCGCGCGCGAGCAGCCAGCAUGGCGCCAGCCGACUGCUCAUCCUGAAGCGCAAUCGCUGCCUUCGCUGAAGGUCUACAACUCCCUCACCAAGUCGAAGACGCCGUUCAUUCCGAUCGACCCUCAGGGCAAGAAGGUAACAUGGUAUGCGUGCGGACCAACGGUAUAUGACGAUGCGCAUCUGGGUCAUGCUAGGAACUAUGUCAGCACGGAUAUUAUCCGCCGUAUCAUGCGGGAUUACUUCAAGUUCAACGUGCAUUUUGUUAUGAACAUUACCGAUGUCGAUGAUAAGAUUAUCCUCCGGGCUCGGCAACAGCAUUUGUUUACAAAGUUCGUGACGGCUCACCCUACGAUCGACGACGAAGUUCUUGAUUUCGCGAAGAAAGCAUAUGCCGCCUACCUGAAGAAGAACCUGCCGCUACUGAGCCCCGAGAUUUCCCCCUCGGAGUACUCGAAGGAGGUGGAGAAGGUUUAUGCGACUAUUCUAAGCGGAGGACCUUUACCGGGCAAUGAGAAAGCCGGAGAUGACGAAGCAAAGGUCAAGAUGCAUAUCAAGACGGUGCUGUCAGCAGCGAGUGUUAUUGCGGAGGCGGAGAAGCUCGACAAGAUCGCGCAAGGAACUUUCCCGGAGCGGUUUUACACCGAUGCGCAAGACCUCUUGCUGCCGUACCUAGAUGCGCUUGAGGGUUCCUCGAUUGACGCGGACGAUCACGCAAUUUUCACGAAGUUGACGCGAAAGUACGAGGAUCGGUUCAUGAAGGACAUGGAUGACUUGAACGUGCUUCGACCAGACGAGUUAACUCGAGUGACCGAGUACGGCCAGGAGGUCGCCGACUUUGUGGAAAAGAUUGUGGAAAACAAGUUUGGUUAUGUCUCGGCAGAUGGUUCGGUUUACUUUGAUAUCAAUGCUUUUGAAGCCGCUGGUUUCCCUUAUGCCCGUCUUGAGCCUUGGAGCCGUUCGGACAACAAGCUCCUCGCCGAAGGAGAAGGCUCAUUAGCCAACAAGACUACGGAGAAGCGCUCCAAAUCUGACUUUGUUCUUUGGAAGGCGUCGAAGCCUGGUGAGCCCAGCUGGUCUAGCUCAUGGGGUCGAGGCCGGCCGGGGUGGCAUAUCGAAUGUUCGGCCAUGGCGUCUGCCCGUCUCGGCAAGCAGAUGGACAUUCACUCUGGUGGCAUCGACCUUGCGUUCCCUCAUCACGACAACGAGUUGGCGCAGAGUGAAGCGUACUGGCACUCCCAUGGUGACCAGUGGGUCAACUACUUCCUGCACAUGGGCCACUUGUCCAUUCAGGGGUCCAAGAUGUCCAAGUCUUUAAAGAACUUCACAACCAUUCGCGAGGCACUUGAGAGGAAGGAAUGGACGCCGCGAAGUCUGCGAAUUGUUUUCCUGCUUGGCGGUUGGAAGGACGGCGUUGAAAUCACCGACGAGCUCGUCAGCGCCGGCAACUCGUGGGAGGACAAGCUGAACAACUUCUUUAUUAGGGUUAGAGACCCUGCCACCUUCCAAGGAGCCACGUCAGGUACGGACUCCACUCUUGCCGAGGCAUUGGAGGCGACCAAGACUGCUGUGAACGAGCACCUUUGCGAUUCAUUCAACACCCCGGGCGUGAUGAACUCGAUCUCUGAGCUUAUCACCAAAUACAACAGUGCCGAUAAGUCGACGUUGAACUCCAAGGAUGUCGAAGCGAUUGCUCGAUGGGUGACUUAUAUGGUCAACGUGCUUGGUCUUAAUGGCCAGACACCUGCCGACACGCAAGAAAUCGGAUGGAGUGGUAUUGACGUUCCUGAAGAGGGCAAGCCAUUCUUAUUCCCCCUUUCAGCCAUGCGUGAUGCUCUGCGGCAGUAUGCGCGGGCCAAGACGCUCAACGCAGGCGAGAUCUCCAAGAUUGUCGAACAAGGCGCUGUCCCUGAGACAGCGACAAAGGCCGCCCAACCCUACGCUACCGUGGCGACCAACUUCCGCACCAAGGUUUCCUCGCUACAGGACUCUGAGAAUCUCGGAAAGGAGGUCCUCGCACUCUGCGACCGCGUCCGUGAUGUGGAUCUGUUCGACAUUGGUGUCUACCUUGAGGACCGAGAGAACCUCCCCGCCAUCGUCCGCCCCGUCAGCCGCGACCUCAUUCAAGCCCGUGAGGAGAAGGCUGCGCAGGCGCUGCAGAAGCAACGUGAGCGAGAAGCCAAAGAGAAAGAGGCGCUGAAGAGGCUAGAGAAGGGAAAGCUCAGCCAUUUGGAAAUGUUCCGAACGAACGAGUACAGUGCAUGGGACGAUGAGGGACUCCCAACCCGCGAUGCCGCUGGAGAGGAGCUCGCGAAGAGUCGCUCGAAGAAGCUCCGCAAGACCUGGGAGCAGCAGAAGAAGCUGCACGAGGCGUGGCUCGCGAGCCAGCAGGGCAGUAAAUGA